UUGUUAUUAUAAUUAAUGACGCUUUCUGAGGUGACAUCGUGCUAAAUGUAUCUAUGUAAAUAAAGAAAAUCAUUUUAGUACAUAUUUUUGAUAUGGAUAUUGGUGAAUUAUUAUCUUAUAAGCCACCUAAUACACCAAAGCGUCCUGCAAUUGGAGAAGAAGAUGACGACGAAGAAUGGGAGAGUUCUAGGAAACCAAAGAAAGUUAUUAAAACACCGUACCAUGCACGUCAAAGACAAAUAAGAGAGACAGAUGUUACUCCAAUUAGAAAUAAUGAACCUCCAACUCCAAUAAGGGCUGCAUUACCUUCACCUGCAAAUGACGUGAUUGAACCACAGUUAACGGAAAAAGAAAAACAAGAUAUUUUAAAAUAUGUAGAGACUGAAGCACCUGAAGUAGAAGCAUUGGAUGAAGCUACGUUAAAAAGAAUGGUAUUAUUAUUCGAAAAACGAGCUCUUAGAAAUCAAGAAAUGAGAGUUAAAUUUCCGGAUCAGCCGGAAAAGUUUAUAGAGUCCGAAGUAGAACUGCAUGAAACGCUUCAAGAAUUACACGUUGUUGCGACUAAUCCAGAUCUUUAUCCAUUGAUGGUAGAACUUGGUGCAGUGCCAUCGUUACUUGAAUUAUUAUCUCAUGAAAAUACAGAUAUAGCAGUUGGCAUAGUAGAUCUUUUACAAGAACUUACAGACGUUGACAUUUUACAUGAGAGUCAAGAAGGAGCUGAUACCCUCAUAGAUGCUUUAUUAGAACAGCAAGUUAGUGCUCUUCUAGUACAGAAUUUAGAAAGGUUAGAUGAAAAUGUAAAAGAAGAAAGCGAUGGAGUACAUAAUACACUUGCCAUAUUUGAAAACUUAUUAGAAUUUAGACCAGAAUUAUGUACCGAUGCUGGAAAGCAAGGUUUAAUGCAGUGGCUAUUGCGUAGAAUUAAAGCAAAAAUGCCGUUUGAUGGAAAUAAACUUUAUGCCAGUGAACUUUUAUCAAUUCUUGUACAAAACACACCUGAAAAUAGACUGCUUUUGGGUGAUCUCGAUGGUAUUGAUGUACUGUUACAACAGUUAGCUUAUUAUAAAAGACAUGAUCCUCAAACUGCUGAAGAACAAGAAAUGAUGGAAAAUUUAUUUAAUGUCUUAUGUUCGAGUUUAAUGGCUACUGUAAAUAGAGAUAGAUUUUUACGCGGUGAAGGAUUACAGUUAAUGAAUUUAAUGUUGCGAGAAAAAAAAAUGUCACGUAAUGGUUCUCUUAAGGUCUUAGAUCAUGCUAUGAAUGGACCUGACGGUAAAGAUAAUUGUAGCAAAUUUGUUGAUAUACUUGGACUUAGAACAAUUUUCCCCCUUUUUAUGAAAACUCCAACUAAAAAUAGGAAACGAAUGCUUACAGCAGAAGAACAUGAAGAACAUGUAUUAUCGAUAAUAGCAAGUAUGUUAAGAAACUGUAAAGGACAACAACGUCAAAGAUUGCUUAGUAAAUUUACAGAAAAUGAUUAUGAAAAAGUGGAUAGAUUAAUGGAAUUACAUUUUAAAUAUUUAGAGAAAGUGGAAGAAGUUGAAAAAGCUGCUAAGGAUGAUGAAGACGAAGAAGAGUCUUAUCUUAGACGAUUAGAUGGAGGAUUAUUUAUAUUACAACUGGUAGAUUAUGUUCUUUUAGAAGCUUGUACUGGUUGUCCUCCUGCAGUCAAACAAAGAGUUACAAGAAUUUUAGCUCAAAGACGAGCAUCUCUUAAAACUAUCAGACAUAUUAUGAGAGAGUACGCUGGAAAUCUUGGAGAUGCUGGAGACACGGAAUGGAGGGAAGCAGAGCAGCAACACAUAUUGCAAUUAAUCGAUAAAUUUUGAUUUAUAUAUAUAUUUAAACUUUCAAUAUAAAUGUAAUAAAUUUAAUUUUAUUAAAAAAGAAAAAUGUUCAAAUAUAUGUGAUAUAUUUGAAUAGCAAAA
Polistes canadensis is the source of this 1928-nucleotide messenger RNA. RefSeq names its product beta-catenin-like protein 1. The record is from RefSeq and is a predicted model, not a curated record. The transcript is spliced from 9 exons. Bases 93 to 1829 code for a protein of 578 amino acids. Gene Ontology annotation, molecular function: protein binding. Lineage: Eukaryota; Metazoa; Arthropoda; Insecta; Hymenoptera; Vespidae. Gene Ontology annotation, cellular component: spliceosomal complex.